AUGGCCGCUCUCCUCCGGCAAUGGCCGCUGCUUGUCCUUGCCCUCGUCUUGCUGUGUUCCAUGGCGGCGAGCUCCGCUUCUCCGCAGCCUUCGGAGCAAAGGAGGUGGCUUCUCCAGACCAGCAACCCGGGGGUGAGAAACGUGGAGGUCUUCUUUCCCUCAAACUCGGUUCCAGCCUUCACCUACGCCCCGCCGCCGCCAUCGCCGCCGCCGCCGCCGGUGAGUCCCUCGGUACCGUCGGCUCCGGCGGCAGCACCGGAUGCUCCGCCGUCGAAGCCGUCUAGAGUAACGGUCACCAAGGCCGUCGUCGCCACCGCCGCCAGCACCUUCGUUGUGUCCGGUCUUCUGUUCUUCGCUGCCUUUCGUUACACCUUCAAGCACAAGAAGAUCGAGAGCUAUAGUCAGGGAGGGGCCAAGCACCGGCGCGAUGGCGGCGGCGCCGCCACAAAUCCCUACAGCGUUGCCGCCAACCCUUAUAGGCCGAGCCCCGUCGCCGGUCCCCUCAAGGCGGUGGUCGUUGACGAGAACAGGCUCGAUGUUCUCUAUUGGCGGGAUGGGAAUGACGGAAGGAGGCGGUGCAGCCACUGCAAGCAGGCGAUUGGUGGCCAUGGAGAUGCCGGCACCAGAGGCGGCGGCGGCGGAGGCGGCGGAGGAAGCGGAGGAGCCCCCCGCCGGCACCAGGCGGCGCAGCUGCCCAAGCCUGAGGAUGGUCGGAGCCGGAAAGGCCAGCACCAGACGGCUCCGCUGUUGAAGAACGAUUCUUUGAGCACGUCGGAUCGGAUAAAAGAGGUUAUUUCGAUCGUUUCUGCAGGUUCCGAUGGGUCUGAAUCGAUCACGCUGGCCACCGUUGUUGCCAACCCGAGGAAGGCGGAGACGUCGCCACAGUUGCCUCUACCACCAGGAAGAUGGGAACCCAUGUCAAAGACUCCAUCUCCAGCCUCGACAUCGCCCCCGUCACCUAAAAGGCCGGGAGAGGUGCCACAUUCUUCUUCUUCUUCUCCUCAGACUGUGCAGCGUCUGAGCGCCAUGGCAGCGGCGGCGCCACCUCAAUCGUCCAAGCCGCCGAGUGCACCGCCGCCACCUCCACCGCCUAAGCCACCAGGCGCGGCGCCACCGCCGCCGCCGCCGCCGCCGCCACCAGGGGCGCGAGGAGCGGCGCCACCUCCGCCGCCGCCGCCACCUGGGAGACGAGGCGCGGCACCACCUCCGCCGCCGCCGCCGCCGCAGGGAGCGGCGAGAGGGGUGGCUCCUCCUCCUCCGCCACCUCCCCGGCCAAACUCUGUCGGAAAUAAGCCGUCACCACCGCCACCGCCUGGUUUGGGGCCGAGAAAGCCCCCAGUUCCUAGAUCCGGCAGCAAAUCCGCUUCGGCGGCGGAAGAGAAUGAGAAAGCGCAACCGAAGCUGAAGCCGCUGCACUGGGACAAGGUCACGACGGUGAACACCGAUCACUCCAUGGUCUGGGAUAAGAUCCACGGCGGCUCCUUCAGGUUCGACGACGAUCUCAUGGAAGCCCUCUUCGGCUAUGUCGCCACCAACCGCAAAUCCCCCCGGGGCAGCCCCACCUCGUCUUCGACAAACCCCUUCAAGGCCAUCGCCUCCGGCGCCGGCGGCCCCUCGGGUCAGAUCUGCCUCCUCGACUCCCGAAAGUCGCAGAACAUCGCCAUCGUUCUGCGCUCCCUUGCCGUCAGCAGGCCGGAGAUCCUCGACUCCCUGCUCGAGGGCCGCGGCCUCAGCGCUGACACCCUCGAGAAGCUCUCCAAGCUGGUGCCGACCAAGGAGGAGGAGGCCAUCAUCCUCGGCUUCUCCGGCAACCCUUCCUCCCUCGCCGACGCCGAGUCCUUCCUCUUCCACCUCCUGCGCGCCAUCCCCUCCGCCUUCGCCCGCAUCGACGCCAUGCUCUUCCAGAUCAACUACGAGCCGGAGGUGCUCCACCUCAGGGAAUCGCUCCAUGCUCUGGAGGCCGCCUGCGGGGAGAUGCGGAAGCAGGGUCUCUUCAUGAGGAUGCUCGAGGCGGUGCUCAAGGCCGGCAAUCGCAUGAACGCCGGCACGGCGAGGGGAAACGCCCAGGCCUUCAAUCUUUCUUCCCUCCGCAAGCUCUCCGACGUGAAGAGUACCGACGGGAAGACCACCCUCCUCCACUUCGUCGUGGAAUCCGUCGUCCGCAGCGAGGGUAAGCGCUGCGUGGUCAACCGCAACCACAGCUUCGGCCGCACCAUGAGCCGCUCUACCUCCACCGUGUCCUCCGCCGGCGGCGGCCCCGCGAGGAGGGAGGAGAAGGAGGCGGAGUACCUGACGCUGGGGCUCCCCGUCGUGGGGGGGCUGAGCAUGGAGUACGCCAACGUGAAGAAGGCGGCGGGGAUAGAGGUCGAGGGGCUGAUGAGCGCAUGCACAUCCCUCAAUGCGCGCGUGGAGAAGUUGAGGCGGGUGCUGGCCUCGUGCGGCGACGGCGGCGGCGGGUUCGUGAAGGAGUUGGGGGCCUUCCUGGAGAGGGCGGAGGCGGAGCUGAAAAUCCUCUCGGCGGAGCAAAGUAGGGUGAUGGAGAUGGUGAAGGAGACGACGGAGUACUACAUGGUGGGCUAUUCGCAGGACAGGACGGCCCACCCUCUGCAGCUCUUUAUCAUCGUCAAGGAUUUCCUCGGAAUGGUCGACCAGGCCUGCGUGGAGAUCGCGAGGAACCUGCAGCAGAAGAAGCGGAAGCCGCCGAGCAGCGGCAGCGGGGGAGAGCCCCCGGCACGGGAGAAGAAGCCGGUGACGAUGUUCCCCAAUCUGCCGGCGCGUUUCAUGUCGGAGAGCUCGAGGUCGUCGAUGUCGGAGAGCAGCAGCGACUCGGAGGAUGACUUCUGA
This is a messenger RNA of Spirodela intermedia, 2844 nucleotides long. The record is from the annotation of a GenBank genome assembly. Lineage: Eukaryota; Viridiplantae; Streptophyta; Magnoliopsida; Alismatales; Araceae.